GCUCGCUCCCGCCUGUCUUCGCGUCCGCGGCGGCCCGGACAGCGCGCGCCGCCUCACGCUAUUCCGCAGGCCGCCCGCGCCUGCCCUCGCGGCGCGCUCCCGGGCCCGGCCGCGAUUCCCCACUCGGGCCGGCUGGCUCGCGAGUUCUCUCGCCCCGCCCCCCUCGGCGCCGCCGCUGGGCGCUUGCGCGGGGCGCGUGGCCGUGGCCCGGGUCUCGCCGCAGCCCGAGCCGCCGCCGCCGCCGCCUCAGUCAAUCAGUCAGUCCCCAGCAAUGGCGGACGGAGGUGAGCGAGAGGAGCUGCUCUCGCCGUCACCGGUCUCUCCGGCCAAGCGGCUGUGUUCGUGGCCCAGCCCGCAGGCUCACCACCCUCGCGGUUCGCCUGGGGCAGCCGGCGGAGGGGCAGGGGGCGUCGGCAGCAGCUGCCUGGUCCUCGGGGCCCGCCCCCACCUGCAGCCGGAGUCCUUACUGGACUGCGCCGCCAAGACGGUGGCGGAAAAGUGGGCGUACGAACGGGUGGAGGAGCGCUUCGAGCGGAUCCCGGAGCCCGUGCAGCGCCGCAUCGUCUACUGGUCCUUCCCGCGGAAUGAGCGGGAGAUCUGCAUGUACUCCAGCUUCCAGUACCGGGGCGGCCCCGGCGCCGGCGCGGCUGGCGGCGCCGCGGGGGCUUCGCCGGCCGAGGAGGGGCCGCCACCACCCCCCGGGGCCGCCGCUCCGGCCGGCUCCGCCCCCGGGGGCGUCGCGGCUGGGGUAUCCCCCGCGCUGGGCGCAGGGGCCGGCGCGGCCGGCUGCGGUGGCGAGGGGCUCCCGUUCCGCCGGGGCAUCCGUCUGCUGGACAGCGGCUCCGUGGAGAACGUGCUGCAAGUCGGCUUUCAUCUGAGUGGCACAGUAACUGAGCUGGCCACUACCUCUGAACCAGCAGUGACUUACAAAGUUGCAAUCAGUUUUGAUCGAUGCAAAAUCACCUCAGUGACAUGUGGCUGUGGGAACAAGGACAUAUUCUACUGUGCCCAUGUGGUAGCGCUCUCACUCUACAGGAUCCGUAAACCAGAACAAGUCAAAUUGCGUCUUCCUAUCUCCGAAACCCUUUUCCAGAUGAAUAGGGACCAGCUACAAAAGUUUAUUCAAUAUUUAAUCACGGCACACCACACUGAAGUUCUUCCUACUGCACAGAAACUGGCAGAUGAGAUUCUAUCCUCCAACUCAGAAAUCAACCAAGUGAACGGUGCCCCUGACCCCACAGCUGGGGCCAGCAUUGAUGAUGAGAACUGUUGGCAUUUGGAUGAAGAACAGGUGAAAGAACAAGUGAAGCUUUUUCUCUCCCAGGGUGGUUACUGUGGCUCUGGAAAGCAACUCAACUCAAUGUUUGCCAAGGUUCGAGAAAUGCUGCGGAUGAGAGAUUCCAAUGGAGCAAGGAUGCUGACACUAAUAACUGAGCAGUUUAUGGCUGACCCACGACUCACACUCUGGAGGCAGCAAGGAACAAACAUGACAGACAAGUGCAGGCAGCUCUGGGAUGAGCUAGGAGCUUUAUGGGUGUGCAUAAUUUUAAAUCCACACUGCAAACUGGAGGAGAAAUCCUGCUGGCUGCAGCAGCUGCAGAAGUGGAGCGACCUGGAUGUCUGUCCCCUGGAGGAUGGAAACUAUGGACAUGAGCUGCCCAACAUCACCAAUGCACUUCCCCAGAGUGCCAUUCACAGCCCAGACUCCUUAUCCAGACCAAGACGAACAGUAUUCACUAGAGCCAUUGAGGGCCGUGAAUUACAUUGGCAGGAUAGCCACCUACAGCGAAUAAUCAGCAGUGAUGUUUAUACAGCUCCUGCCUGCCAGAGGGAAAGUGAAAGACUACUCUUUAAUUCCCAAGGCCAGCCACUGUGGCUUGAGCAUGUGCCUACAGCCUGUGCUCGGGUUGAUGCCCUACGUUCCCAUGGUUAUCCAAAAGAGGCCCUCAGACUCACAGUGGCCAUUAUUAAUACUCUGAGGUUGCAGCAGCAGCGGCAACUGGAAAUCUACAAGCAUCAGAAGAAAGAACUGUUGCAGAGAGGAACCACAACCAUCACAAACCUGGAGGGCUGGGUGGGCCAUCCCCUGGAUCCCAUUGGCUGCCUGUUUCUCACUUUGACUGAGGCCUGCCGCCUGAAUGAUGAUGGCUAUCUGGAGAUGUCAGAUAUGAAUGAAAGCAGACCCCCUGUGUACCAGCAUGUACCUGUGGCUGCAGGUUCCCCAAACAGCAGUGAGUCCUACCUGUCAUUGGCCCUGGAAGUUGCAUUGAUGGGCCUGGGUCAACAGAGGGUAAUGCCUGAAGGCCUCUACGCACAGGACAAGGUAUGCCGUAAUGAGGAGCAGCUCCUGAGCCAACUCCAAGAGCUGCAGCUGGACGAUGAGCUAGUGCAAACACUGCAAAAACAAUGCAUCUUACUGCUGGAAGGAGGUCCUUUCAGCGGUCUGGGAGAAGUCAUCCACCGAGAGAGUGUUCCCAUGCAUACCUUUGCCAAGUAUUUGUUCUCAGCUCUGCUGCCUCAUGAUCCAGACCUGUCCUAUAAAUUAGCCUUACGUGCCAUGAGGUUACCUGUUUUAGAAAACUCAGCUUCUGCAGGCGACACAUCCCACCCUCACCAUAUGGUGUCUGUGGUGCCCAGCCGUUAUCCUCGCUGGUUCACGCUUGGACACUUGGAAUCACAGCAGUGUGAACUGGCCUCCACCAUGCUGACUGCUGCCAAAGGAGACGCUUUGAGACUCCGAACAAUUCUAGAAGCAAUACAGAAGCACAUUCAUUCUUCCUCCCUCAUUUUCAAACUGGCCCAAGAUGCAUUCAAGAUUGCCACUCCCACUGACAGUAGUGCUGACAGCACCCUGCUCAACGUUGCCCUGGAACUUGGGUUACAGGUGAUGCGGAUGACCCUAUCAACCCUUAACUGGAGACGCAGGGAGAUGGUACGAUGGUUGGUGACCUGUGCUACAGAAGUGGGUGUGCGGGCCCUGGUGAGCAUCUUGCAGAGCUGGUACACACUCUUCACCCCUACUGAGGCUACUAGUAUCGUAGCUGCCACAGCCGUAUCCCACACCACUAUCCUGCGCCUCAGUCUUGACUAUCCACAGCGGGAGGAACUGGCUAGCUGUGCUCGCACACUGGCCCUACAGUGUGCUAUGAAGGAUCCACAGAGCUGUGCCCUGUCAGCCCUUACACUCUGUGAGAAAGACCACAUUGCCUUUGAGGCAGCCUACCAGAUUGCCAUUGAUGCUGCUGCUGGUGGUAUGACCCAUUCACAGCUGUUCACCAUCGCCCGCUACAUGGAGCUCCGUGGCUACCCGCUACGUGCCUUCAAGCUGGCCUCAUUGGCCAUGAGCCAUCUUAACCUGGCCUACAACCAGGAUACUCACCCAGCCAUCAAUGAUGUGCUCUGGGCUUGUGCUCUCAGCCACUCUCUAGGCAAGAAUGAGCUGGCAGCUCUCAUCCCCUUGGUGGUGAAGAGUGUGCACUGUGCCACAGUGCUUUCAGACAUCUUACGACGCUGCACAGUGACUGCACCUGGCCUGGCCGGCAUCCCAGGCCGCCGCAGCUCUGGAAAGCUCAUGUCCACUGACAAAGCUCCAUUGCGCCAGUUGCUGGAUGCCACCAUCAAUGCCUAUAUCAACACUACACACUCACGCCUAACACACAUCAGCCCUCGCCACUAUGGAGAGUUCAUUGAGUUUCUAAGCAAGGCUCGGGAGACCUUCCUGCUGCCCCAGGAUGGCCACCUGCAGUUUGCCCAGUUCAUCGACAACCUCAAACAGAUCUACAAAGGCAAGAAAAAGUUGAUGCUGCUGGUGCGAGAGCGCUUUGGCUGAGAGAGCAGAUAGCUCACCGCCAGAGAAGCCUGGGUUCCCAGGUAGUAUCAGGUCAGGCCAAGGGCACUGAAACAUUUGUCCACCCUGAGAGAACUCUGAGCAUCUGUGGCUGAGGCCAAAGGACCACAGGGCUAAGGAUGGGGAAAGUCCAACUCUAGUCGAUAUGCCUACCUUGGCAAGCUUCUGACUACAGCCUACUGUUCAUGGAGGAGCUGGGCCCUGCAGAUCGACCAGAAACCCCACAACAUGCCACCUCAUGCCCCUAUAUCCUGCGUGUCCUGAGCAUUGGCCCUGUCUCCCUUGGCAAACACAGAACACUGUUCCAUCUCAGGGAUUGCUUAACCAGAGAAACAGACACAUUUAUGGGACUGUAAAUACUAUAUGUGUUGCUAAUUAUUGUAAACUUGUAAGUAUUUAUAAUUCUGCUUCUGAUUGGAUGGGCACUUGAAGUAGCUGUGGGUAGGAGGAUAUGCUUAUUUUCUGAGGAGACUCACAACCAUUUCUCAGGUUUCCCUUGCAGAGUGUUUGCUGGUAGCAGUGGAAGAGUGAGGGUGCCAAGGAGAAAAAUGGCCAGUUAGAAUCAACCCAAGUCUAGUCUAUGCAGAAUCCCCCGCCUACAGACAGGGCAUUUAUAGCCCAGUGGUGAGGGACAGAGGCCAGGACUGGACUUAAGACUUUUGCCUCACAAAAUUAUGAGGACAUUGAAGCUCCUGCCUCACACAGCCUCUUCAGGAGCCUGCUGAACGCCUGAGAAACAAGUGCAGGGAGAAUGUGAAGGUCUGGGAAGCCGCUGAGAUUUCAUAAUAUUCAUCUAGUGUGGUCACCUUUGUGUUAGAGAGUGUGUGGUUUCAUCUAUAAUCGUGUGUGUGUAUCUUUAUGGCUAAGUAUGUGUCUAUGUGCAUAGAUACAUCUGUGCAUGCCUGUCUGUAUGUGCACAUAUAUAUUUAUAUGUAUGUGUCAGCUCUAUGGCAGUGUACCUGUGUGAAUAUGUGCACACUGGACUGUGAGUUUCUACAUGAGGAUAUACACAUUUUGCGUACAUGUGAGGAUGCACAUCUUUGUGCAAAUGCACUCAUGUUUGUGCAUGUUUAGUGUGUAUAUCUGGGUACACGAGUGCAUGUGUAUCAACAUGUUUGUAUCCGUGUGUAUGCUUGUUAUCCAUGCAUCCAUGUCUUUAUAUGUGUAACUGAGCGUAUAUCUACAUGUAGGGAUGUCUGUGUAUUCAUAUUUGAGGAUCUGCAUCAAUGUGUCCUUUGUUUUUGCCAGAUUUCUCUUUCCCAUUCCUCUUAAAUCUCUCUCACCAGCUAAACGUUUGUUCCCCAUCUCUGUGUCUCCUCUAUUCAUUCUCUCACCAAACAAACUUCUAAGCACCAGUCUCCCUCUGCCAUCAGAUUGGCUGCUUUAGCUCCACAGUUCUCGUCUAGCCCCAUACUUGCUUUCUUCCCCUGCCUUUCUACCUCAAGCUUCCUUGCCUGCUUUUGUCACAGUCUCAUUGCUCGCUGACUUGGAGGCUAGGGCUGGUCUGCACUUAGCCUCUCCAUUCCUAAUUUCUAGCCCUAGUGGGCAGCCCUCUUAGCCCUGGCUGACCUCCACAGUGAAUCAUGUUCCUGCUACCUUCCUGACCCCUGUGCUCGGCCUGGAAUUGUUAUAGGAGGUAGCAAGGGCAUUCAGAAGAGUCAGUUGGAACCAGUGUCUUGGUGUUUACUGUUUCAUGUCUUAGUUCCUGAGUUGGGGGGUGGGGUUUGAUAGGGAAGGGGUGGUAUAGCUAGAAUGUGAACUAAGAACUUCUCCAUCUGCUUUACUUUUUCUUUCUUUGACAAACUGUCACCUUUUUUACUCCAAACUGACCAAGAAGUUGUAUUUGCCGUUUGUGGCUACUCAAGUCUUACUGUCCAGCCAAGGGCCCCUAUGUCUCAGCCCAAUGGGUUGGUUAAAAAAAAGAGAGAAGCCACUCUCAUUUCUGUAUCACAGUUGCCCUUUUUUAGCAAGUGUGUGAAUUCACAGUGCUUUUCUAUGAAUAAAUCAUGGAUCACAUAAAAGAUCAUUUUUCUAAAAGCA
Molecule: messenger RNA, 5887 nt
Organism: Nomascus leucogenys (northern white-cheeked gibbon)
Lineage: Eukaryota; Metazoa; Chordata; Mammalia; Primates; Hylobatidae
Gene: ZSWIM5
Product: zinc finger SWIM-type containing 5
Cellular component (GO): Cul2-RING ubiquitin ligase complex
Molecular function (GO): zinc ion binding
Source: RefSeq, a predicted model, not a curated record